GCCCGAGUGAUUUGUUUUGAUUUUCCAAAAAGUCAAGAAGUUUUCGUGUUUUUAAUGAGUUUGUGUGAUUCUUAUCAAUUUGAUGAAGUAUCAAUGAAUUAUCAGUGAAUUUGUAACAAUUUUGUACUGUUGCAGAAAAAUGCCGGCCACGGACGGGUGCCGUCUGAACCCGUCGACCAAGCUGUACAUCAACGUCAGCGUCCUAUCGAUCGCCCUGAACGCGACCUUUUUCGCGUAUCUCAUCUACUCGGACCGCCUGUUCGACAUUGGCCACUGCUGGUCCUCGUUCGUGCUGCUGCUGCUUCCGGUGAUCGAACUGCUCAAGCAGCAGUACGUCCGGAAGGCCUUCCAGCUGGAUGGCACGGUACGAUCCGGAACGACGUCGUCGUCAUCCUCCUCGUCCAAGUCUUCCUCCGGUAAGUACCAAGCGAAGAAGGGCGCCAACACUCCGCUCAAGGAGGUCGGAGGAUUGCUGGGCAUUCUUCUGCUGUCGAUGCUCUUCUACGGAUUUAUCUGCCUGAUUCUGGGAGCGCCGCUCGAUCAGUUUGAAGAAACGGUGUCCCUUGCCGCCACCUUGACCACCCUCACCGUCUUCCCAAUCGGCCUGUUCAUCGGCUAUGCCGACACAGUUCGCCUCUUCUUCUCGGAAGCGUUCGACCUUCGCACUCCGUUGGCGAAUUCCUAUCUUACGCUGCUAAAAAAUAACUGCAUCGGAGUAAUUCUGGGCGCUUGGGGUGCGUCGGUGGUGGCACCGCUCGAUUGGGACCGUCCCUGGCAGGUGUACCCGGUGCCGAAUGUGGUCGGCGCCAUCGGAGGGGCGUUUGGGAUGGCCGUUUUUACGCUGCUCAAUACGGCCUAUUUCGUGGUGUGUAAGUCGGGCGCGAAGAAGGGAAUCGUGUGAGGAAAGCGGUUUGGGCUGCACGAAGAAUGAUUAUGAUUUGUAUCAAGUCAAGCGCAAAGCUAGUCACGUUGACGGAUCCUGUUUGGCUAAUCAGGAGAAUAAAUUGUGUGUGUAGUAAUUGCAUAACAUUAGUUUUUCGAGUAUUACUAGUGUACAAACUGAAACAAAUGGAAAUAAAGCUAAACUAUUUGUAAA
Molecule: messenger RNA, 1096 nt
Organism: Culex pipiens pallens (northern house mosquito)
Lineage: Eukaryota; Metazoa; Arthropoda; Insecta; Diptera; Culicidae
Gene: PIG-F
Exons: 2
Coding region: 140-901 (253 amino acids)
Biological process (GO): GPI anchor biosynthetic process
Cellular component (GO): endoplasmic reticulum membrane
Source: RefSeq, a predicted model, not a curated record